CAAAGAAAGCUACGAGAACUCAGAGGUAGAAGAUAAUGAAAUAGAAAAAUCCUUAUUAGCUGAAACCUCAGACUUAGCAGAGAACAAACCUGCUUCAAGCACUCCAUAUAAUGAAAAAAGAAGGAUUUGCAAAAAGAAAUCCUUGCACAAGAAAAAAAUAUUAAUCCUACUCCUCUGCAGAUAA
Molecule: messenger RNA, 184 nt
Organism: Scutellospora calospora
Lineage: Eukaryota; Fungi; Glomeromycota; Glomeromycetes; Diversisporales; Gigasporaceae
Source: the annotation of a GenBank genome assembly